AUGCUUUAUAACUAUGACCACCUGAUAGCUUGGUGUACAUCUGACACCACAUCAGUUGGACUUGUCGAUUUAAGGACCGAGCAAGUAUAUUCGAAUAGACACGUCAAGAAGUCAUGUAAUAUACCUUUACAACAACUGCCUGUUCGUGUGUUUGAGCUACCACCAAGAGGUAAUAAUAUAGCCUUGCUCUAUCCAUACAAUGGAGCAUUGUUGUCACAACCAACAAUUGAAGCUUGCAAAGAACUAGUGGAUACUCUUGUCAAUCGCUCAGGAUAUAUAGUAGAUUUUGUCUGCUAUUUGAAUGAUGACGUUGACACAAGUCUCGGCAAUGAAGAAGAGUUGUGGUGCAACGUAGCCAAACAUGGUUACCUCGAAGUUGGUCAAGUGUCAUCAUUUCUUUGGAGGCCAUGUUCAUAUCUAGAGCAAUACAUCGAUCGCAUUGAACAACUGCUUCUGAAAGAGAACGACACAAAAGAUAUAUCCACCACAUACAGUGCAUUGGAUCUAGGAUGUGGCUCUGGACGCGAUGCUCUCUUCUUAUGCAAGAGAGACUUUGAUUGGAAUACAGUGGCUGUCGAUCAUGAUCCUAUCCUCCUUUCAAAGAUACAAUCUGCCCUUGUUCGAUAUGGAAUCGAGAGCACAUCUCUGCGUUGUGAGAAUAUUGAUUUAGAGCCUGUAUAUGUCGAUCCAGCUAAACAAGAUAUGGAUUUCACCAACCGUCUCUCCAAUGACGGUCAAUAUUCACUAGUUGAACUGGAGCUUUUGAUUUCACUACAAGAGAGACUGCGAUCGUUGUCACCAUCCAAACAUGGCUUCCAUUUCAUCAACGUCGCACGUUAUCUAUAUCGCCCACUGCUGCCCAUCAUCGACGAGUUGGUACUACCUGGUGGAUUCUUGUUGUUCCACACGUUCAUGCUGCCAUCCAAGGGCAAACCGAAGCGUCCUCGAUACCUGCUCAACUACAACGAACUAAAGUUAAGGUUCUCUCGUAACUUUGAUAUUGUGGAGUAUCAGGAGACUGUACUUGAAGACUCUCGACCUAUCCAAAUAUUGUUGGCAAUGAAGAAAAAGAAUAAUAAAUGA
Molecule: messenger RNA, 1083 nt
Organism: Acytostelium subglobosum LB1
Lineage: Eukaryota; Evosea; Eumycetozoa; Acytosteliales; Acytosteliaceae
Exons: 2
Coding region: 1-1083 (360 amino acids)
Source: RefSeq, a predicted model, not a curated record